AUGGCAGGGGUGCAGCCCCAGGACGACCUUUUAAAAAUGACGCACAGAGAAAACUGGAAGGUGCAACAUGAACGCCUCCAUGUGAAACACAGGGGUCAUGAGGCCAUGCACGCUGAGAUGGUGCUCAUCCUCAUCGCCACCCUGGUGGUGGCUCAGAUAGUCCUGGUGCAGUGGAAACAGCGGCACAACAGAUCGUACAAUUUAGUGACCUUGGUCCAGAUGUGGGUGGUGCCCUUGUACUUCACCAUCAAACUGUACUGGUGGAGGUUCCUGUCCAUGUGGGGCAUGUUCUCCGUCAUCACCAGCUAUGUCAUUUUCCGAGCCACUCGCAAGCCUCUGUCCUGCAGGACGCCCAGGAUGGUGUACAAGUGGUUCCUGUUGAUUUACAAGCUGAGCUAUGCGGUGGGGGUUCUGGGCUACCUGGCCAUCAUGUUCACCAUGUUCGGCUUCAACGUCUUCUUCAGGAUCAAGGCAGAGGACUCUAUGGAUGUAGGAGUGAUCAUGUUGUUCUAUGGACUUUAUUACGGCAUCAUGGGCAGAGAUUUUGCUGAGAUCUGCUCUGACUACAUGGCUUCUACCAUAGGGUACUACAACAAGGGUGGCAUGCCCAGCAGGAGUCUGACUAAUGACAUCUGUGCUGUGUGCGGUCAGAGGAUCUUUGUUGAUGUGGACGAGGAGGGAUUUAUAGAAGACACCUACCAGCUCUCCUGUAACCACAUAUUCCAUGAAUUCUGCAUCCGUGGCUGGUGCAUUGUGGGUAAGAAGCAGACAUGUCCGUACUGCAACGAGAAAGUUGACCUAAAAAGGAUGAUGAACAACCCUUGGGAGAAGACACAUGUUCUAUAUGGGCAGCUGCUUGACUGGCUCAGGUACCUUGUUGCCUGGCAACCAAUCAUCAUUGGAAUCGUUCAUGGGAUUAACUUCUCACUGGGCCUAGAAUAGACCCCUGAGGAACACCGCCAGGAUGUGGGAGUGUUGGUCAGAUCCUUUUUAAAGUGUGAGAGAAUGCCGGACAUUUGGCUGGAAUAUGUCACGCUUAGUGCUUCAGUGAGCUGGUCCAGGCUGCUUUGGGAACCGUUUGUUUCUUUUAAUCUAAAUUUGAGUGUCUGUUUGUACAGUUGCCUCUAGAGUAAUACCAGGCACUCUGGGGCGCUUUGAUCCUAAAUGAUUGCCAGCUUGUACAAAGGAUACUCAGGUGCACAUUGAGUAUUUGAAAGAUAGUUUGAAAAACACAAGUAAGAUAUGUAAAGGUUGGAAGAGUCGUGUGAAAGGUGUCGGUCUAUUGCAUGUUAUUUAUUAUUUUGUUGCUGUACUUUGUACUGUAUAGAGAAGAAACUGGCUUUUAUAAGAUUUCCUAUAGUUUGUUUCUACACACUCAUCAGUGUCACUUCUCUCUGAUGGGUCUGUGUUUACACUGCUCAACACCUCAUUCAGCAUAGUAAUAUUUAUUUGCAGUCAAACAAUAAUUGGUACAAUAACAAUAAAACUAAAAUAAAUUCCAAUUAAACAAAUUAAAAUACUAUUGCAUAAUAGUGACCACAAAAGUGUACUCUAGAUUAUUUUAUUAAGGAUAGUACAAGUGGGACUGACGGUGACGAGAAAUAUUACGAUCUUAAAUGAACAUGAAACAGGAGCCAUUUUCAAUUUAAAAGCUUGUCUUGAUAUUUUGAAUUUCUGCUUUUGUCUUUGUUUACUUUAUUUGCACAUUGCCAAAUCACAAAAUAACAGAUUUGAAACAGUUGUGCAAAUGAGGUGUAAAAUUGAAAAGUGCUUUUUAAAACGAUGACAAGUAUUGUUUUUCUUCGACAUGCACUCAUUUACUUUCUACAUUUUGUCACAUCAACUACCCUAAAAACUAUGCAGGUGCAGUUGCAGCCAUUGACGUCACUCGCAUUUGUUUUGCUGCACUAUGUCUCAGCCUUCUUUCUUACAAAGGCCACAAAUUACUUUCAACAACGCCAGCAACAUGCUUACCUACAUGACUUGUAAUGGCCAUAAAUUCUCAAGCCAAAACCAAAUAAUUUUACAGUAUUUCUGUUUGUAGGCUUUGUGAUAAUUUUUUUUUUUUUUAAUUUUAAAGUAUUGAGUAAUGAGUUCACUUUUGUCCAAGAUGUCAGUUCUUUAUACAUGGCUUUCCUGCAAUAAUUGGUGUUUCAUCCCUCACAGCACUAACAAAAGCUAUGGGCUUAUCGAUGAGUGUGUUUUUACACUGUUUAAUUUCCUUCCUCCUUUAUCUGGCACACUAAUACAAAGCAACUUGCAAUGACGCUGUAGUGAGCUUAGACUCCCAGAUUACUAACAAUACAGGUGAACAGCUGUAAAGAGGUCAAGGGUCAGGCAUCCUUGGCAACCCAAUAUAAAUACACCAAAUAUUCCUGUGAUCCUACAGUAAUACUAGAUGACAGACAAGUGUUUAACCAGAGGAAGGAGACAAGAUAGAAGGGAUUUUUUUCACCCUUUGUUUUUGUUGGUGUUGUGAAGCAAUUUGUUGAUGUUGUGCUGAGUCGAGCAAGAAUGUAGCAGUGUAAAACAGCUUAUUGGUCUACGGAUUGAAUCGCCAGACACUGUUUAAACCAAACACAGACACUGUAGAGAGAGAGAAAAAAAAAGUAUAUGUAGCUCUGAAUUCUGAAAGUAAUUUGCACAGUUAUUAGAAAAGGUCACUAUCCAGAUGGUUCUGUUGCUCAUCACCUGUUUACAUUUAAUUUAAUAUUGUUUACCAUGUGUUUUAUAAGGGAUAUCGGCUGUUAGCAAUAUCUUUUAUUUUAGGUUUACAUUACAUGAGCAAAUAUUUGGAGCGACAGAUGAGUAGGAUUCACAACGAAAGAUGAAUGUUGUCACUUCUCUGUUUUGAGCAAAUUUUGCACACACCUCGUCAUCAUGAGAGAUAGACAUUAUGCUCCAGUAUGUUAACCGUUAAUGUUACAGUCUCAUUUUAACAUGAACUUCAAAGUUGCAAAGUUGCCAGUAGAACAUGGAGUAUGCCUGCAGCUGCAACUAAUCUCCACCAGAACAAAAUCAAGGCAAGAAGACAUGCUAAAAUAUGACAAAAACCUCCGUCAUAGUUUAUAGCGAUCUGCAUCGCCUUAAAAUCUGUACAUCGUGGUGAUGGUGCAUUGGUUUGCUGACAGAGGGGAGUUCGGUCAUGCAGUGUUUGGAGGGCAGUGGCUAUGAGUAACACCAAAAAAAAAAAAAAAAGCUGUCAUUGUCUCCUCAGCACAAUGAAGUGUUAUUUUUCUAUGUGUGUUAAAAUGUUUUGAAAGUCGCCCAUUAAUUGAAUUUCUCAAGUUCAAUUUUUUAAUUUCCCUCAAAGGAUGAAAACAGUAUUAAGUUGUAAUGGGGGAAGGGGACGGUUAGGCAUUGCUCUAUGCUCUAUGCUCUUUGCUUUUCUUUCACUCUCCCAACAUGGAGGCACAUCCCUGGAAACUGCUCCAAACAUUUCAUGUCGCAUCUCUGUCACAGAGGGUUUGUCCAGAUUCUUUGCGUAAGUCCAGCUCAGUGCUCUACUGCUAAGAAGGCUUUCUCUUUCCAAAUAUCUCUGUAGCCACGCUGUGGUUGCAGCAAGUGGUUUUUGCUUUGUUAUCAGGACCGCUGCUGAUUUACACUUCAUAUUGAAUAAAUAUGUAUAAAAGCAA
Messenger RNA from Myripristis murdjan (pinecone soldierfish), 3635 nucleotides. RefSeq names its product ring finger protein 175 (gene rnf175). Gene Ontology annotation, biological process: ERAD pathway. The record is from RefSeq and is a predicted model, not a curated record. Gene Ontology annotation, cellular component: Golgi membrane; endoplasmic reticulum membrane. Gene Ontology annotation, molecular function: metal ion binding; ubiquitin protein ligase activity. Lineage: Eukaryota; Metazoa; Chordata; Actinopteri; Holocentriformes; Holocentridae. The coding region runs from base 1 to 942 and encodes 313 amino acids. The transcript has 9 exons.